Gracilinanus agilis (Agile Gracile Mouse Opossum) is the source of this 2238-nucleotide messenger RNA. It is a transcript of the gene PRDX3, whose product is annotated as peroxiredoxin 3. The coding region runs from base 605 to 1372 and encodes 255 amino acids. Gene Ontology annotation, cellular component: cytosol; mitochondrion. Gene Ontology annotation, molecular function: thioredoxin peroxidase activity. NCBI's taxonomy places the organism in Eukaryota, Metazoa, Chordata, Mammalia, Didelphimorphia, Didelphidae. The record is from RefSeq and is a predicted model, not a curated record. Gene Ontology annotation, biological process: hydrogen peroxide catabolic process; response to oxidative stress; cellular response to stress. The transcript has 7 exons.
GUCUGCAGUUCUGGAAAUGGUCAAAAAAGUACGCAGCAGGUAGUGUUGGGGCCUGGAAAAGGCGAGAUAAGGGGGAAGGAGAGGGAACUUACGAUAAGGAAAGGACUGUUGAAAUGGGUAGCUUAGGGGGAAAAAGGCGGGAAAUGGCCUCUCUCCUCCCCGCCCCCCUUCUCUAUCUCCGGGUUUAGGUUCGCCCAAUUAAUCUUCAACCGAGUCCCAAGACUUUGGGCCUUCCCCCUAGGCCUGGGCCCUCUUUCCGCGGCAGCCCCACCUCCAGGGUACCGAAGCCACCACACUCGUCCUUCCCCGUUCCGGUCCUGGGAAGGAAUGACCUUGGCCCCUCUCUGGUCCUCAUUAGGUGACCGUAACACUCUAUCCGGAGUCGGGGCCGUAGCCCACCCAGCAAUCCUAUAAUUAUGCCUGGACCCUCGCCUCCUCCAACACCACCCCUAAUUAGCUAGUGGCCCGGACUCGAGGGAUCUGAGCUCUCCCAGGCCCCCACCUCCGGCCAUCCCUAGGCCCCGCCCCUGACCCCCAAACCACGCCCCUGUCCCGCCUCUCUUAGGUUUCCCCGCUGCUCGCCUGCUCUCCCCAAGCUUGGAAGAUGGCGGCGGCCGUGGGAAGGUUACUUCGGGCUUCGGUUGCUCGGCAUGUGAGCUCCUUUCCCUUGGGAAUUUCUGCAGCCUUUAGGACUGUUGCUACCAGAAACAAAUUCCCAGCCAACGUAAUACUCACAAGUGCUACCAGUCCAAAAUUGGCCUUCAGCACCAGUACUUCAACUUAUGUGCCUGCUGUCACCCAACAUGCUCCACAUUUUAAGGGUACAGCUGUUGUCAAUGGAGAAUUCAGAGAAAUAAGCCUUGAUGACUUUAAAGGCAAAUAUUUGGUACUUUUCUUCUACCCUCUGGAUUUCACUUUUGUAUGUCCAACAGAAAUCGUUGCUUUUAGUGACAAAGCUAAUGAAUUUCAUGAUGUGAACUGUGAAGUGGUUGCUGUUUCAGUGGAUUCCCAAUUUAGCCAUCUUGCCUGGAUAAAUACACCAAGAAAGAGUGGUGGCUUAGGCCAUAUGAAUAUUGCACUCCUAUCAGAUUUAACCAAACAAAUUUCUCGGGACUAUGGUGUGUUGCUUGAAGGACCUGGCCUUGCAUUAAGAGGUCUCUUCAUAAUUGACCCUAAUGGAGUUAUUAAACACAUGAGUAUCAAUGAUCUCCCUGUGGGCCGAAGUGUAGAAGAAACUCUGCGUUUAGUGAAGGCAUUCCAGUUUGUGGAAGUGCAUGGAGAAGUCUGUCCAGCAAAUUGGACACCAGAUUCACCUACGAUCAAGCCAUCUCCUACUGCUUCCAAAGAAUACUUUGAGAAAGUGAAUAAAUAAGCUAUUCCGUGUAUUGAAGACCUGCAUGACUUUUUAAAUUAUGAAGAAACCACAAAUUGGAAUCUACAAUAACUUACAAGGAAUUUACUGCAUAUAGAAGUGUAGAAUAUAUGCACUUCAUGCUUUUGUCUGGGAAUAUCACCCCCAAAUGCUCAGUUUUCAUACAACUGCCCCCCUAAAAAAAUUAUUUGACCUUAGUGGUUAUUGUUAGUUCAAAGGUUCCUUUAGUAACAAAUCCUUGCGUUUCCUUUAGUUCCCUUCUAUAAAUUGCACUUCCUAUAUAUUUGUCAUCUUCUUUCAAAUAUAGAAGCUCCCUUUGUGAAUUUAUAGACUAAAGAAAUUUUUCAUUGCCUCUAUGCACAAAAACUGGUGUGGCAAACAUUUAAGCAGGAUGCCUUGGGGGUCUUGAGUUACAGGUAAAUAGUUAUAACUGUUUUCCUUUAACUGUCUCUGCAGUUUUUAUUUUUAAUUAAACUAUAGCCUUUUUUUCUCCAUAAAGUGAAUGUCCUGUGAUUAGAGAUAACUUCAGAGGUCUAAUUUGACUCAUGACACAUUUGAAUGUAAGACAAGUAUGAAUUAUAUUUGUUUUGAAAAAUCCAACACUUACAGUGGUAAGUUAUCAUAGUUAAUCAUGGUGGGCAGACCAGAGAUUUUUAAUUCAGAGGUUCAUUUCACCAUUAUUUGAUGUUUAAGUAAACUUUGUCUUGAUACAUUUCAAAUACUAUUUAAUGUAAUUAUAAAGGAUAUCUGUUGGAUCUCCAAGUUGCAUAAUAAUGCAAUUUUGGAAAUGAUUGUUGAACAUUUAUUUUUCUUCCUGAAGAAUAACUCUGUACUCCUUUGAUCAAGAAUAAAGACAUUUUAAAGUA